Molecule: messenger RNA, 2010 nt
Organism: Penaeus chinensis
Lineage: Eukaryota; Metazoa; Arthropoda; Malacostraca; Decapoda; Penaeidae
Exons: 5
Coding region: 319-1602 (427 amino acids)
Molecular function (GO): pigment binding
Source: RefSeq, a predicted model, not a curated record
CCCAGCGACAGCGUGCGAUGGCAGAGACGGUGAAUAAAAGUGAGAAGAGAAAAGAAAACAAAGAAAGAAGGAAAAUCUCCCGUGUUCUCGUGUCCCGUGAAAAAUGUGUCUCGAAGAUCGAAAGUUCUAGAAGAACGUAAAGUAUAUAAAUAUACUCUAGCGCUACGUCAUUUUUUAAACAAACAAGACAACGAAAAAAAAGACAAUAAAAUUGAAAAAGAGAUAAGUUCCAGUUAAGAAUAGAAAAAAGAGGAAGAAUUAAAAAAAGAAUAGAAAAAGAAAAACAUUAAUUAAUCCAUUUAUUUUAAAGCGAGAGACAUGAAUAUCACAGAAAAACUAAGUCCUAACCUCGCCCAAACGAGACGCGAGAAUGUGUUUACGUGGAAGCCAAACAACACAGUGAAACCUUUUAAGAACAAAGCAAUUGAUGCACGAUUUCCUCACCAAGCUCCUACUCUGUGCCCCGCCCCCAUGUUCCUUAGAAACCACGCCCAUUUCCAUGCUACAAGCCACGCCUAUUUAACGAAACUGAUUAUCCUUGUUAUAAUAACGUGUUUGAUCAAGUCUGCUAAUAGUUCGAUCAUACCAAACAUCGUGGAAUAUGGAAAAUGUGUUUCACUCGAACUACCACAGGACUUCAGUAUAACAAGGUUCAGUGGAGUGUGGUACCAGGUAGAAGAGAUUCCCAAUACAUACGUCGAUGUGAAGCAGUGUAUACGCACGGUCUACCAGUGGGAUGGAUCGGUUCUACAAGUGCUAACAGAAGGGCUGGACGAGUAUGGUGAGCAAGCUGAGCAGGAAACAACCAUCAGUAUGGUGAUUCCUGGUAACUACAGCGAGGACAAGCCAUACCUACAGAUCCAGUCAGAUAAAGUUCCUCCAGUUCCUUACCACAUCAUCGACGUAGACUACGACGCCUUCGCUUGCGCCUACUCCUGCUUCGACUUCUUGAGUCUCAAAGCAGAAAUUUACUCCAUUUUGUCUCGAAGUCCCGAAGCUUCGAACGCAACGCUGUCCACGUGUCGGGAUUCGUUCGAAGCGCUCGGACUGAGUCUCGAGAAGAUGGUGUCCGUAGAGCAAGGAGAGCAGUGUUGGUAUAGCGAGGCAGGCACGAAUACAUCGUCGACGUUAUCUCCCCUUUUCUUAACCGAAGACGAAGCCGAAGAUGCCGAAGAAGGAUUCGAAAGAGGCUUGGAAGACGCCCUACUUUCCGUGGCGGAGGAGGUGGCUGGAGCGGUUGAGAGGAUGGAAGAGGAGGUGUUCGGGACGGCGGAAGAAUAUCACAAGACGACCACCAUGCCAACAGAGAAUAAACAACCAAAUAAAGAUGUGACUAUGAGACGACAAAAGAAGAAACACAGGAAAAAGGGCGGUACUAGAGGAAAAAGUGACCCCGUGUCGUCCGCUGUCUCGUCUACGCCAUCUUUUGUUAUCUCAGAUGGCUCUCGCGACUCCAAAAGCUCCAGCUCGACCUUUCCUGAAGGGGAGCCGCCCUCCGAGAGCGGAAGGCAUACAGGUGGCGCUGCGACCUCGACUACAACACCCGGAUUUAUCGCCGCGCUCCAGCUGGUUGCCUUAUGCGUUCGAGUCGUGUUAAGAUAGGGUUAUAUAGUGGAUAAGUUUGUUUAGAGGAUGGCUGUAGGGCUUGGAUUUAUUAUUUAUGUUAUGUGUUAGACUUUUCAUUUUGCAUUAGGUUUAGUGAAUGUAUUUCAGUGACUAUUCUGUGUGUGUGUGUGAAUGUACAUGUAGUAAAUGUGUGCGUGCAUGUAAAUGAAUUAAAGGAUGAAUAAACAAAUAUAUGAAUAGACACACACACAAACGCACACACCACACACAUAAACACACAUAUAUAUGUGUGUAUGUGCGCGCGCGUGAGUGUCAGUGGAAUUCAAUUAAUUUUACUGCAAGUUGAUUUACAUUCAGCUAUCAUUCCCUAAGUUUACAGAUAAGAGUGUUUUAAGAAUAAAGAAAAGAAGAAAAAAGAAAAAAAAAUAUAUGAGUUCGUUAUGA